Messenger RNA from Perkinsus marinus ATCC 50983, 925 nucleotides. RefSeq lists its product as hypothetical. The coding region runs from base 15 to 812 and encodes 265 amino acids. Lineage: Eukaryota; Perkinsozoa; Perkinsida; Perkinsidae. The transcript is spliced from 7 exons. The record is from RefSeq and is a predicted model, not a curated record.
AGAUUCGUUAUCCUAUGAUUCGAUUCAUACUACUACUAUUUCAGGUAACACGUGCGAUAUCAUUAUCGAGUCCGGACGAUAUUACUUCUGGAAUUAUGAGGAGUGUUGUCUCCUCCUCGUCACCAUCAUCUGAGGACGUUAGCAGUGCGACUUUAGCCCAACUCGAAGCUAGAAGAGUGAAUGAAUUAAUUAAAACUACUGAGUCAACUGAAGAUAUGCCGCAAGAAUCUGUGAGCUCAUUUUCGGUGGACGCUAAACAUGAUAUUGAUGCAAGGGAAAGCAAAAUGGUGGAAUCCUUCCGCCGAUUUGAAAAAGAUGCUGAGAAAACAAUAGAAGCGAUCCUGUCACUUGAGCCGACUGAAACCCCUGCUGUUGUUGAGGAAGAGAAGAGCAGUAGCAGCAGCAAUUCUGUUGGGGACUUACCUCAGGUCCAAGAGGAAAGCUCGAAAAAAGGGCGUCGGCCCAGUAGACGGUAUAUAACCUUUCUGCGGACACUUAAUGAUCAUGAUGAUGAGAUUGAGGAACGCAAUGAGAAGGGCAGUCUUGUUACGCGUCAGGAGCUGUACACCGUAGCUCUGUCGACUCUGGUCGUGAUGUUCCUCAUGUCCAUCGGAGUUGUAUAUUUCGUGCAAUCAGAAGGGGAGAAAAUGAAUACUCAAUUAUAUGAUGCAUUUGCUUGCCAUAAUGCUUCAUUGGAAAGAGCAUGUGACUAUAGCGCAACGCUGAUGCAGAACCCGGGUUAUCAUCCCGUGUAUGCGACAACAGGCGGGGCUGCUCGACCGAGCUCAGGUGCAUAUUACAGACUAUAUUAGUCAUUAUUGAUGCCGUUUAAAUAAGCGCUCGCCCAUGUGAUCGAUAUCAUUAUUUUGUUUUCUAUCUGAUGGUACAUUUGGUGGCAUUUGGUAUUGCAUCGAUUUUGUUUGAA